AUGGCGUGGUAUUCUCUUCUCCCGGCGCAAUUGACGGUGUACGAAACAUGGAUUGUACGUGCAUUUCUGAUUCUGGCGUUCAUAAACAUGGCCCCUUGGCUCCUCGCCAUCCUCUACGACGUCCUGUACUACAUUGGCCGCCGGAUCUGGCAUGAAAUACCUGUUUGGGGCGGACGGGCCAGGGGAGAACACCGACCGAGAGCACCCAGCCUUCGUGACCGGGCGAGGAGGGUGAGUUUUAGAGAUCUCAUGAGCGGCGGUAUUGGGAUGGGCACGGGUCGGGCAGAGCAGGAUGAUCAGCUCGGGAAUGACAAGAGCAAGGGCCAAAAGGGACACAGAAGGGGGCUAAGUGCGCAGAGUAUAGAAGAAGAGAAAGAUGAGGAGAUGGAGGAUGAGGAGGACCGCAGGACAUGA
This is a messenger RNA of Cladophialophora psammophila CBS 110553, 414 nucleotides long. RefSeq lists its product as uncharacterized. NCBI's taxonomy places the organism in Eukaryota, Fungi, Ascomycota, Eurotiomycetes, Chaetothyriales, Herpotrichiellaceae. The record is from RefSeq and is a predicted model, not a curated record. The coding region runs from base 1 to 414 and encodes 137 amino acids. The transcript is spliced from 2 exons.